UUGGAAAUGGGAAUUGUGGUUCAUUCUGUGGUGAUUGGGUUGUCAAUGGGGGCAUCUCAGAGUCCUUGUACGAUUAGGCCUUUGGUGGCUGCGCUUUGUUUUCAUCAGCUCUUUGAAGGAAUGGGUCUCGGUGGUUGCAUCCUACAGGCGGAGUACGGGUUAAAGAUGAAAUCAAUCCUGGCCUUCUUCUUCGCGACUACAACCCCAUUCGGCAUUGCGCUUGGAAUAGCACUGACGAACGUGUACAGCGACAGCAGCCCGACAGCCCUCAUCGUCGAGGGAUUGCUGAACGCGUGCUCGGCUGGGCUGCUGAAUUACAUGGCGCUUGUUGAUCUCUUAGCUGCAGAUUUCAUGGGUCCUAAACUUCAGAGCAGCAUCGGGCUCCAGUUGUGGUCGUUUGCGGCAGUGCUCUUUGGCGCUGGAGGCAUGUCUCUCAUGGCUAAAUGGGCCUAAUAUAAGCUAGUUAAUUGAAUUGUUAGGUGUAUCUAGACACUGCUAAAAAACG
Messenger RNA from Asparagus officinalis (garden asparagus), 505 nucleotides. RefSeq names its product fe(2+) transport protein 1-like. The record is from RefSeq and is a predicted model, not a curated record. Gene Ontology annotation, cellular component: plasma membrane. The transcript has 2 exons. Gene Ontology annotation, biological process: zinc ion transmembrane transport. The annotation marks the transcript as partial. Lineage: Eukaryota; Viridiplantae; Streptophyta; Magnoliopsida; Asparagales; Asparagaceae. Gene Ontology annotation, molecular function: zinc ion transmembrane transporter activity.